AUGUCGCACCCGUCCUCCCUCUAUUUGGAUCUCUUGGCUCGGAGAGCUCCCGAGCCAAUUGGUAGUCGACCCGACCGCCUCACUCGUCGAUCUCCGUUCAAAGAGCUCCUCGCUCCCCCUAUCCACCAAGUGACGGACUGA
Molecule: messenger RNA, 141 nt
Organism: Peronospora matthiolae
Lineage: Eukaryota; Oomycota; Peronosporomycetes; Peronosporales; Peronosporaceae
Source: the annotation of a GenBank genome assembly